AUCCAAGUGAAAGCAAGACACUGAUCGAUUCCCAUUCCACGUCACCACGCGACUUCCACUUCCGAACAAUAAAAUCUUACCGUUCCAGAAAUCCAAAGGCAGGUUCGACGAGAUUGCGUUGGCCAGUGCGGCCGCGCCUGACGUACCGGGUCUCAUCCCUGGACUCUAGCCAACUCACCUGAGUCGAGGUGGACAAGUGCGCAUUGAGGGAGUGAAUGGUGGUGGCGAAAGGGCUCUCAACCGUAAUGCAUCACGGCGCUUCCUGAAAAUCCAACCAACACAGAAAUGGCUUUGCCGUCCGGCCGGGCGGCAUUCAAGAAGAAGGAUGGCUUCUUAACCUUGAGGCAGGACCGGCAGUUCGUAAUCUGGACUCCAGCACCUGGCGAUGGCCCCCCUACGGUUUCACUGUCUAUCAGCAAUAUCACGAAUUUGCAACAAACACCAGACAGCGCGGCCAAGGUGAUGCUAAAGAUCUUUGAGAAGCCUCCCGAAGCCGCGGAGCAGACGCCCUAUCUCUUCCACUUCACGUCGACCGAGGCCAGAUCCGAGGCCAAUGCCAUUAAGGAUCUGCUCUCAAGGUUGCUGGCUGACAUCCGCUCCGGCGAUCCCAACGUUCCCAAGCCAUCGGGUAGCGGAACCCCGAACUCAACGGCAAACGGAUCUAAUGGAGCCACCGGCGGCGGCUCGGGCUCGGGCUCAAUGGCAUUCGCCAGCUCCGUCAACUCGAAGCCGAGCAGUGCGCGCUGGUUCGACGACGCGCAGCUCAAGGGUGACAUCGAGCUGCAGCAGUCCCUCAUGAAGAAAGACCGGACGCUUCACCAGACGUACAUGGACGCGCGUGCGACGAAGCCCGAGUCGAUAUCGGACGCCGCCUUCAACGCACAGUUCUGGUCGACACGCACGAAUCUCUUGCGCGCCCACGCCAUCGAGGUGAACCAGCAAAAGGGCGCGUACAAUGUCCUGCCGUCGAUAAAGCCGCGGUUGGAGAACGACGUGCUCAAGCUCGACAUCACGGUCGAGAUGGUCCAGCUCAUCAUGGCGCAGCACCCGCUCGUUAAGAGGCUGUACGACGAGAACGUACCCAAGAUUCCCGAGAGCGAGUUCUGGUCCCGCUUCUUCCUGAGCAAGCUGUUCCGCACCCUCAAGGGUGACAGGAUCACUGACGAGAGGAAGGAGGGCAUCAAGCGGGACGCCCUGUUCGACGCCCACGACGCCAGCGAGAACACCGCUAUGUUUCAGCGGAGGAGUAUGGCGCAGAGUGUGCCGCAUAUCAUCGAUGUCUACGGCAACGAGGAGAACCAGGGUGGCUUCAAGAGCGGGAACCAAAAGGACAUUGAGAUGCGGCCGCGUAAGAACGUGCCCAUCGUCAAUACCCUCAACAGUCUCAGCGAGAGGAUGUUGUCCAACGUGGCACCCUCUGACCGUGAAGCUGGCCCCGAGGCUGAAGACUCGACGUGGCAGGAGCUCGCCCUCCGAGACCUGCGAGGCGAUGCUAAGGAGAACAAGAUCAUCCUUAACAUCAAGGAGCAGAACCGCUUCUUUGCCAAGAAAGACGAGGCCAAGUCAGCCAACUCCCUCGCCUUUGCGAAGCAGAACCCGUCGGACGUCCUCUUUGACAUUCAGACCGACCUUGAGACCAUCGAGACCGACGGCGCAGGCGGCCUGAACCUCCGCGCGGGCAUCGGCAUCCUCGACGACAGUGACAGCGAUGAGGAGGCACAGCGGCCGAUUCAUGUUGGUUCCCGAGCCGCGCGCAAGGCUGCGGGCGACGACAUCAUGGCGGGCAUCCGCCAGCGGCGCGCCGAGAAGUACGGCGACACAACAACGGACGAGUCCCGCCCCAUGGGCCUCCCCGCCGAGGUAGCCGAGCGGUGCUCACUGACGCACGCGACCACGGUCGAGUUCCUGCACCAGUUCUGGAACGCGUUCCUCUCGGGAGACCCGGACCGCGCCAACGAGUUGCAGUACCUUGUCGAGUCGCUGGGCCGUUCGGCCGAGCGCAUCAACGCCGUCGCUGAGGAGGCCGAGAGGGCCCGAGACGAUAUCAUCCGCGCCAAGAAGAAGGAAAUUAUGGAUUACUACAAGGCGACGGGUAAGAAGAUUAGGGGGUGGCGGCCGGAGCACGAGAAGGGCGGGCGCAAGGCCGUGCUGGCCAUCAUGCAACCCACGCUCGAGGCGCUCAAAAAGGCCCAGGCGGAUUACCAGCGGGCUCUUGCUGCCGAAGGGGUGCAGCUUUCCACCGAGGCUUAAGGUUCAGCAGAUAAUCCUCCGGUCUACACUUGAUUACACCAUUGGGGCGGGCGCGGGAUUGUAUAUUAGAGCAACUAGCACGGCGAUCAGCAUCACGUGUUUCCUAUAACGCGAGACAAUAUUCGGUCAUGGCACCUCUCAGCAGACAUGCCACGUACGUGAGCGUGGAAAUCACAUUCUCACAUCGCCAAGCUGGAGGCAUUCGAUAGUGUUGAGACAAACAAAAAGAAAACGUCAUCUAUGAUUUUGUAAGGCUAAUCCCAUACACAGGAGACAUAAGCCAUUCGUAGCCUGCCUUCGAGAUUGAAAUCCCGCACGAAGCUCUCUCGUGAGUAUUGAUACAGUAAGUCCACCACAUCUCAUUCUACAGCGGCGUUGCCCUCCCCCCGUGUAGCAAAAUCGUACAACAGACAAGCACAAACUCCUCUGGGCAUAAGGCCUCCGACCGCGCAAGGGUCAAGGACCCCCCCAUCUUCCU
Molecule: messenger RNA, 2728 nt
Organism: Colletotrichum destructivum
Lineage: Eukaryota; Fungi; Ascomycota; Sordariomycetes; Glomerellales; Glomerellaceae
Product: Putative BSD domain, PH-like domain superfamily, TFIIH p62 subunit, TFIIH subunit Tfb1/GTF2H1
Exons: 2
Coding region: 286-2250 (654 amino acids)
Biological process (GO): nucleotide-excision repair; transcription by RNA polymerase I; transcription by RNA polymerase II
Cellular component (GO): transcription factor TFIIH core complex; transcription factor TFIIH holo complex
Source: RefSeq, a predicted model, not a curated record